CGAACGUUAAAACCGCUCCCCUCUCGCUCUCUCUCAUUCUCUUUCUAUCUCUCUCUCUCUCUCUAAACUCUUUCUCUCAUAUUGUAUGAAGUUUACGUUCCCGGCGAUUUCACAAGAAACAAAACCGGCAAAGAAAGGUGGGGACGAAACCCUUGUAUUUUCUCUCAUUUUUUUCCGAUGAUUUCCCGUCAAAGUGAAAGGGUAGAGUGAAGGGAAACAGAGAGAGUUUUUCGGUGCCGGUGGUGGGAGGUAUUGGUAAUGGCUAUGGGGCCGGAAAGAUCAAAGCCGCCGCUGCAUAAUUUCACGCUGCCUUGUGGGUUGAAGUGGGGGAAUCAAAAGUUCUUGAGGUGCGCUAAGGUGGAUUCCAAUGGGGAAAUCUCCGCCGUUCACCGGAGGUCUUACGGAUCGUCGGAGGCGUCGGCGAGGAGGAGGGUUCAGCCGCCCGCGGCGGCCACGGCUCAGCGUCGCGGAUCAAACGAGAGGGUUCAGGAGACGUGUGUAGCGAAGAGAGCACGGGUGGGGGAGAGUGGCGGCCGGAAAUUCGGCUCCGAUGUCGACAACGGGAUCGCGGCGGUGAGGGAGAAGCUGAUGUUUGAUCUCCAGAAGGCGGCGGAUAAGAUGAAAGACGCGAUUUUUAGGGAGGGUUUGGAGGACGAGGAAAGUCGGCGGGUGGUGGCGGUGGAUGUGGAUGUGGAUGUGGAGGUAGGAGAACCGUCGCCGCCGCCGGCGGCGGCGGCGGCGGCGGCGUCGUUCUCGCCGAUACUGGCUUCGACAACUGUGAUUCCAGUGCCUCCAUCCCAAACCACCGCCGCCGACUCCGCUCGGCCCUGGAACUUGAGAACUCGCCGGUCGGCAUGUAAGACGCCAACCGGAUUCCCAGCCGACGCCGGCGGAUCGAGCCGGGGUUUGAAUAUCGACGUCACGAAUCCCAAUGUUUCACCAUCCAGGACUACUGACAACAAAUCUCCCCGACUUCGCAGUGGAACCGUCGUCGGUGCCGCCACCGCCGGAGCUUCCUCCUCCGGCGAGAAGCGCGACAGAGCAAAGUUCUCCGUUCCGCUCGCCAAGCGAGAGAUCGAAGAGGAUUUCAUGGCGAUUCUCGGUCAAAGACCCCCUCGCCGGCCCAAAAAACGACCUAAAUUGGUCCAGAGGAGUUUAGAUACUCUCUUCCCCGGAUUAUGGCUGUCGGAGAUUACGCCUGACCUAUACAAAGUCCCCGACGAUCACUCCAAAUGAACUAUCCCAUGGGUGAUGUACAAACAAAAACAUAUAUUAAUAACAGACAAGUAAAUUCGUGACCAUUUCAUUUUGCUUCUGCGGGAUUGGAUUCCAUGAAGGAAGGCGUCGUUGUCUGGUAAAAAGAAAAAAACAGAAAGCUUAGUUGCUUUGAAAACGCUAGAUUUUGUUUAGCCAUCGUCUUCGUCUUCGUCGUCUUAUUUGUUCAUAGUUUUGGGUUGUCUAGCUUUGUUCACCGGAAUAAACUAACAUGGUGCAGAGUCUGGGUGAAUUGGUUGUUCUUUAGCUGCAACAAAAGAUCCGCAAUUGUUCAUAAUUUCCAUCAAAGACUGCAAAUACUUGCUGCAUUAUAAUAUUCGUUGCUCAUAUCAGUUUUGGUUUC
This is a messenger RNA of Ipomoea nil (Japanese morning glory), 1618 nucleotides long. RefSeq lists its product as uncharacterized. The record is from RefSeq and is a predicted model, not a curated record. Lineage: Eukaryota; Viridiplantae; Streptophyta; Magnoliopsida; Solanales; Convolvulaceae. Bases 259 to 1236 code for a protein of 325 amino acids. The transcript has 3 exons.